Molecule: messenger RNA, 1659 nt
Organism: Raphanus sativus (radish)
Lineage: Eukaryota; Viridiplantae; Streptophyta; Magnoliopsida; Brassicales; Brassicaceae
Exons: 6
Coding region: 76-1404 (442 amino acids)
Source: RefSeq, a predicted model, not a curated record
UCCCAAUUUUGAAAUCACAGAACAGUCCAAAAAAAAGUCUCGACGAAACGUUUCUCUGUAACCAACCUCGAUCCCAUGGAGGAGCCCGAUUCGGAUCCCGGAUCCUACCCAAACCCGCCCGCUUCGGUCCAUCUCGCACCCUUCUCAUCUCUCACUCCUCCUCCCUCUGCUCGUCUCCUCCUGUCACGCCACGUCACUCGUCGCACACACACACUCCAAUCGUCUCCGCCCCUAGCUCACCUAUCUCCCCAUGGCUUGCUCGACGAGGCCAGCUCGGCGCGAUCUAUCUGCGGACUGAGCCGAGAGGAAGCUCUCGCGUGGGAGCUCUUCACGCCGUACCAGAGGUUCCUGAUUGUUGCGGUCAUCGGCGUCGCCGCCGCUGAGUCGAAGAAGAACGGUGCGAUUCGAAAGCUCCAGAGAUCUGUUGAUCUCAGGGACCAGGUUCUUUCAAGCAUGCAACAGAAGCUGGAUGAUUUGUGUCAACAGCUAAAUCAUGCCAAGGAUCAGUCUGGGGAUGGAUCCAAGGUCUCUGAUCUGCAAUCAGCUAUCAAUGAGAAGUUUGGAUCUGAGAAUGUUAAAUUUGUAGAGUGUGGUUGUUGGUUAUGUGAUCAACAUCAUCAGUCCUCACCUGCUGCUACACAGGAUAAAGCUCCCGCAGGUAUGGUGAUUGACGUAGAGCCAGAGGAGAGGCGUAUGUCUUACUUGUCAGAUUGGUGUUCUAGUGACACCACUGCUGCAGAAAUGCAUUUUGAUAAUCUUUCACUCGACCAAGACAUGCUUUCGCUCAGAAAGGAGUGUCAAGAGAAAGAUGAAACAAUUAAGGAUCUAACUUCAUUUCUUCAGUUAACCAACAAAGCUGGUUCAAAACGAGAAACAGAGCUUGAAGAGAUUAUUCGCAGGAAGAAGACAAUUAUCAAAAAGCUCAAGAGGAAUGUACUGGUGUUAGAAGAAAAGGUUUCACAGCUCACUAGGCCCCGGAGGUGGUCUUGUUCAGCUGCAAUCCCAAGUACCCGUGAAUUCCCAAUGAGGCUGGACAAUCUUCUUUAUGAUAUGGAUGUUUCCACAGCUUCUUCAUCCUCUGAUUCAGAAACUCAUGCGAAUACACCUCGAAGACCUGUGUUGGAGGAUGUUCCAGUUGAUUGCAUCAAGGAGGAGCCCUCAGCUUUGGGACAAACCCAAAAAUCAGCGCCAGCUAAAUCCUCAGCAUCACUUGUAAAAGCUGUGGAGCCACCGACUACUCGGAAGCCUGUUUCAGUGUCUUCUUCCUCAUCAUCUUCUUCUUCUUCUUCUUCUUCUCAAAGGAUGAGACGGGCUUCUUCUUCUAGUGGUGAUUCAAGGAAAGCUAGAAGGCCAGUUCAGGUUGCCCCAAGAGCUUCCUUUGGUUCGCAUAAGAGAUGGGUUUAGUACAUUUGGGUGUACUGGUAAGUAUCUAAAAGCAUGUCGCUAAAAGAAUGAUGUAUAUUCCAGAGAAAUUAUUUAUUUUAAGGAUGAUGACUUCAUAUCAGUAACUGUCUCAGUACUGAGUUUUGAAUUGGGUUCUUUGAGUUUGAGCUUUGAAACAUCAGAGUUUCUGGUCAAUCGCUUAAAGAAAAAAACAUAUUGUUAUCUACAUCUUAGGCGUUAGUGCCUUUUUUUUUUAAUUGUCAUCACUACUUGAUU